Messenger RNA from Nylanderia fulva, 3602 nucleotides. Its product is annotated as mediator of RNA polymerase II transcription subunit 24-like. Gene Ontology annotation, molecular function: transcription coregulator activity. Gene Ontology annotation, biological process: positive regulation of transcription initiation by RNA polymerase II. The record is from RefSeq and is a predicted model, not a curated record. Gene Ontology annotation, cellular component: mediator complex. Lineage: Eukaryota; Metazoa; Arthropoda; Insecta; Hymenoptera; Formicidae.
UUAAGAUGAUGCGAGGUUAGCUUAGGUUAGAAGAUCCGUGUGUGCCUGGUAAAUGAACAAUAUAUUAUAAAAAAAAGAGAAAAUAAGAAAGUGUUAAAUUUUUACAAUAAUUACCAUUUGCUUUUUAUCGAUGAAUUAUAUAACAGAAAUUAUUUUAUAUAUGUUUUACAACUACAGAGGACAAAUUUUAUAAAGAAAAAUGAUUUAUUUAUUACAAAUUGUUAAAUGUUCUAAAUGUGGCAAAAAUUGUAUAAUGCUUUAACCUUACCAAUGGAGACUAGUAAAGUGACUAGUAAAACCAGCAGCUUGAAAGCUCUCUUGCUGCGAGCUUGGCGAGAGCGCUGGACCGAUUUACAAUGGGGUAUUAAUAUCAAAACAAUUCUUCCCAGAGGAGUAAGUGGUGAUGUAUAUAACUUAGCCGAUUGUAUAUUGCAACAAGCAUUAGUGGGACCAGGGCCUAAUCAGUUAGUGCUAUCGUAUCUGAAACAUUCCUUAAGCUCUCAGUUGGUGUCGUAUGCAGCAGUGUUGCAGCGAAUAAGUAAAUACGAUGCAUUUUAUAAGCCUCAUUGCAUCUUGAGUUUACUUGAAUUUUUGGAAUCAAUACAAAUUGGUAUUACAUGUCGUGGUAAACCAGAAGAGGAUCUUUUAGCAGCAGCAGUUUUAUCCAUUGUUCAUUGGCUUCUACAAUGUUAUUUAUACACAUUAACAUAUGCACCUCAAAAUAAUCCUCUUACUCCACAGUCGAGUGAGCUAAUAGACAAACCUGCCAGUAUUUUACAACAGAUGUUAAAUUCGGAUUUUUUAUGCGCGAUGAUGUAUUUAGCUAAAUACGAUGACAAAGAUCUGUAUAUAGAUGUUGUGAAGCAGUGUCAGGAAAUCGAGUCAUUAUUGAAAACAUGCAGCCAGAAGUCUGUGGUACCAAUAGAAGAUUCUCUGAAAAAGUUAUGCAAUUUGGAGAUUGAAAGUCUUUGCCUUGAAAAAGUUAAAAUGGAAUCUAUUACUCACUGUUUGCAACCACUUUUUGCAGUUCAAGUGUUAUUAAAUCCCAGCACCGAAACGGCCGUGUUUGUCAAUCAAUUGUUAAUGGUGCAAAGAUUAAAAAGUUAUACGAAUGCACGGCUUUAUUGCGAGAUAAUUCGCGCUUGUUUGAUGUGUCUGCACAAUGUGACAGGAACAUUUAAGGAGUCACAGUGGGGAGCUUUUACGUUUUUAAAAGUGCCUCUGAUAUUAAAAGAGUUGCAUGCGGCUACUCUAAAUAGUGACGAAAAAUUCGAAUACUCGCAAGAUAUUUUAGAUGCGUUUGAAUUGUUGCUUCAGUUUACGCCUUUGCUCGAUAUAAUGGACUCCACGUGUUCCUGUAAUUAUGUAGAAUGUUUGUUAAACGAAUUGCAGAAGGUAAAUCUUGUGACAGAGAAGCAGGCAAAGCAAAUAAGCGCGAGAAGAGAAGGAGUAACAGCAGCUCUGCAAAAACUGGAGCCAUCCAGCACUCCGACAUCAUCCAUUCCAAAAGUUAUUAUACGAGCAAAACCGACGCUAGCCGGGAUCUUGAAAACAUUAAAUGCCGACUAUACAAAAAUCCAAGAGGCUUUACUGAGCAUGCUGUAUCAUGUUUUGACAGGGAAUAGCUUUGAAUUAAUGCUGGCUGUCGCGACUGUAGAGGGAAAACUGAAGACUUUUGUCGCUAAACUUAUCAAAUUCAAUGAAAGCAGUAAACAGAUUAAUGAGCCUGUGCCUGACAAAACAGCAGCUACGAGAGCAAUGUUAUUCGAUGUAUCGUUUCUCAUGUUGUGCUCCAUAGUGCAAACAUAUGGCUCUGAUGUUGUCCUAGAAGAAGGCGGAGACUCAUUCUUCGAGCAAUGGGUGUACGAAUGUAUGCCGGAACGAAACAAACCCAAGUCGCCGCAGAAGAUGCUGCAGAACGUUGAUUCGGCGAGAGUGGAUGCUCUGCUGGCGCAAAUUAACUCGCCAGAACCUGAUUUCAAGUCGAGCAAUUUGAAAUGGCACGUCGCGUGCCAAUCAGCGAUGGGCGCGGUGAAGGAGUUGCUUUGCGCGUGGGAGAGCGGUGUCUUAGGAGCCGGUGAUGUCAAGAGGGCUCUAGACGGUUUGCGCACAGCAGCGUGUUGUCUGCCGGUUUGCGCCGCAGCAUGGCUUUGCGCGUACAUGAGCAUUACGCACCAGGAUGCUUUAUUGAAACCCAUGAAUAUGGUUCAGCACUUUUUGACGCCAUUGCCGGGCGAUGAGAUGCAAGAUAAUCUUAAAGAGAGAUCCAGUUUAAUGUUUCAAAUUAUUCGGAAAAUGCAGUAUGACGUACAUCCGCCUACACAAUCGAAAACAAAGGUGCUUUCUAUGUCCCAUAGUAUUAUUUCACGGCAGCCGAUACUGGAACAAUUGGAAUCCGUUUGGCAGAAUAUAAAUCAACGUGGAUGGAUAAAUAUACAAGCUACACAGUCGCUGGAAUCUUUGUUAAAUACUGGUGGUUCUUUAUGGUUCGUCACGAAUAUAGUAAAGGAAGUACUGAAAUAUCGUUAUCAAGAGGAGUUGGAUCAAGCUGUAGAUUUGGCUUUUGCCAUAUUCCAUCUUGAUAUAGAGAAUUGUACUCUAGAUCUUCUAAAUCAUAUAAUACCACAAUACCUACACAAUUCAUUACAAAGUGACGAGCUUGUGGAACCACAAUCAUCCAUCCUGGCGAAAUUGUGCGUGUAUUGUAUAUUUUCUACUUUGGAGUAUAUCAACUCGAAUCAAUAUCGGGGUAACAAUCGUAAGCGUACGCGUUGUGACUUGGACAUUGAUGAUUUGGACGCAUUAGGAAUGUCUAACAAGCUGUUACGACUGAACGAAACAGGCGAGAGCGUCUCUACGUCCGUGUUCGGUUCGCAGAGUCCACAGGCGCAGAGUUCAAAUAAUGGACAAAAGUCGAUGGUUGUUUUAAAGGAUCCGCUUAUGACAGCAUUGAACAACCUGUUCACUAUAUUCGCCUUUUUGGCUGGUAGAGAUGGCGAGGUAUCUCAACAGACGCACUUUAUAUUUCAAUUUCUGCGACUUACAGUGCAGUGUGGGAAAGACAGGACUCGUAUUGUGUUGCAGGGAAUGCCACAGACAUUGGUACCUUGUCUUCUCAAAGCAUUACCCGAAUUGUUCACGACUGAUAUUUUAUUGAGAUUAUAUGACAUACAAGCCGUAAUGGGACGCAAGGCGACAGCACGUGACUUAUGCAUGUUACGGAAUAUUAACUUGAAACCUACAAAAUAAACACAGUUGUUAUAAAAUUAAGGUGCGCUUCUUCACAAUCAUGAUUCUAUUGUGAUGAAUAAGUGCAUCAUAGAUAUUUAAAUAUUUGUAUAUUUAUUCUAAAAUUACUUAUUAAGUAUACUGCUAUAUUAGCAGGGUAAUUGUGUACAUGAUAUAUUUGUAUACUAACCAUCCUCAUGCCUUAACAGCGAUUGUAUGGGCAAUUUACAUAUAGAUAAAUUUCCUUUUUGCACUAAUGCAAAAUAUUCAUAAUACAUGUAUAUAAUACAUGUUAAAACAUUUCAGAGAAAUAUGGUAAGUCUAUAUAAUUAAUUUGUAAGAUUUUAAAUAUGAAGUUAUAGAUCUAAAGUGUA